AUGGCAAAGAAGGUGGGAAGCCAGGGACCAGUAACUAUCCUAUUGGACUCCCAUUCCGCCAUUGCCAGGCUGCAGCAUACUCAAACAGGGCCAGGACAGGCCCUAGUAGUGCAGGCACACAUGGCCGCCCAGGAACUGCAAGCCCAGGGUCGCGAACCCACUAUACAAUGGGUCCCAGGGCAUGCAGGGGUAGAAGGAAUUGAAAGAGCUGACCAGGCAGCAAAGCUGGCCACUAGCAGACCUCCAGGAGCUGGUCCAAGGGAGAUCUCUUUGGCCUUUGCCCGCAGAGCCCGGACAGAGGAUAUUCAGGCACAAAGACAAGAAUGGCUCACCAAGGAGCUCAACCGGCGAUCCCAACAGGCCCGACGGUCCUACAGGCCACAUAGAACCUGGAAGAUUAAUCCAUCAGCUGAGGUAGCUUUCAAACACCUGUCAAGCCGCUUUUUUCAGUUGAAGUCGGAGCAUGCAGCUGUUGGGGUAUAUUUAUACCGGAUCAAGGCCCAAGAUAACAUGAGAUGUCAAGGAUGCGGAGCAUUGAAGGAGACUGUGCAUUACCUUCUUUUUGAAUGUCGGCAAUGGCGACACCAGCGGGACAAGCUCUACAAGGAUCUUGAGAAAGUUGGAGUUAUGAAACCUACUGCUGCAGAGGACUGCCCAGAAGAAGGAAGACUUCUCGGGGAGCCUAAGGCUACUGGGGCUCUACUAUAA
Aspergillus affinis is the source of this 708-nucleotide messenger RNA. RefSeq names its product ribonuclease H family protein. The record is from RefSeq and is a predicted model, not a curated record. Gene Ontology annotation, molecular function: nucleic acid binding; RNA-DNA hybrid ribonuclease activity. NCBI's taxonomy places the organism in Eukaryota, Fungi, Ascomycota, Eurotiomycetes, Eurotiales, Aspergillaceae. The coding region runs from base 1 to 708 and encodes 235 amino acids. The transcript has a single exon. Gene Ontology annotation, biological process: DNA replication, removal of RNA primer.